Paramecium tetraurelia is the source of this 1404-nucleotide messenger RNA. RefSeq lists its product as uncharacterized. The transcript has 2 exons. The record is from RefSeq and is a predicted model, not a curated record. NCBI's taxonomy places the organism in Eukaryota, Ciliophora, Oligohymenophorea, Peniculida, Parameciidae.
AUGAAUAUUAUAUAGAAAAAGAGGGAAGAAUUUUCCAUCAAUAUAAGAAAACAAAAACGAGAAGAAGUUUUCAAAUGUAAGAGAAUCUCAAAAACACAAUACUUGCCAUUUUCUAAUACUACAACUAACUUAUCAGAAAUAUAUUAUAUUGCAUAUCACUAAAAAUAAUGUCCAAAUGAUGUUUAACUUAAUGAAACUAUAUAAAAGAUUUAGAAAAUAUCAGAAUUAGCGGAUACUUUUAAUGAAAGCGAUUGUGAUAAGAAUUAUCAGACAUCUUCUGAUGUUGAAAUGAUAUUUGACAUUAUCAACUAAGGAUAUCCAGUAUUAGAUAGAGCUUGUUUACAAAUAUUAUUAGCGUUUACAUUGCCAAAUCAUUCAACGUGCAAACCUAUAUUAAAAUAUAUACCUGAUUUGUUGAAGCUUUUCCAUGAUACAUAAUAUGAAGAGCUUAAAUAAACUGUUCUGUUUAUAUUUUCAAACUUAGCAGCAGACUGUUAUUAAUGCAGGGAUGCCAUUUUAAUUUAUGAAAUACCUUAAGCAAUAUUCAAAGCAAUCUAUUAAACCAAAAAUGAAUUAAUGGAAGAUCUAGCUUAAAUUAUUAUCAAUAUCUCAAGAACUCAGCCCCUAAUGUCAAAUUUUAACUAAAUUUAGAUGAUUAAAUUAUGUUGGGAAUUAUUUCCUCAUUUAUUAAGCAAUGAAUCAAUAGUAGGAAUCUUGUAACUAAUAUAUAAAAUAUGUUUGAAAGAUAAAAACUUAUUAGAUCUGAAUUUCAUAAAUAAUCUCUGUUAGAAUAAAACAUAUUCAGAUCUUUACUUAAAUGAAAUAUUAUCAUUAAUAAAGAUAAUGUCAUAUUUUGACAGAAAUCGAUAUGAACCAAUAGAAAACAAUGUCUUAAAUUUCCUAAUUCUUAAAGUUAAUUAGACUUUGAUUACUGGAAAAUAAGAGAAAUAUUAGUAUAAGCCAAUUAACAAAGUGUUGAGUAUUUUUACAAAUAUGAUCGUUGAAAACCCAAAAAUAAUUUAUAGUAUUCUUAAGACUAAUAUCGUGUAGUUAUUUUAAUUUAAUGACCAAUUAUAAGAAGCUAAUAAGGAGAUUUAUGGUAGCAUUUAUUAUUAUUCCUUUUAUUAUUAGAUCAUUAGUGGUUUAAAUUAAAGCGAAUUAAAACAAUUGAUAUAAUUAUUCUAACCGAUAUAACAAUUGAUUAAUUUAUUGGACAAAAAUAUGGAUAAUACAGAUAUUAUCGUUGAUAUCUUAAGAAUAGUAGAAGGGAUCUUACAAAAGAACAUUGAAGCUAUCCCUAUAUUCAUAUAAUAAAAUGGAGAACAAUUCUUAGCUGAAUUAUCCUAACAUGAAGAUGAAGAGAUAUAUAAUUUAUGCGAGAACAUUUUCGAAAUAAUCAAGUGA